This is a messenger RNA of Eruca vesicaria subsp. sativa (arugula), 360 nucleotides long. NCBI's taxonomy places the organism in Eukaryota, Viridiplantae, Streptophyta, Magnoliopsida, Brassicales, Brassicaceae. The record is from the annotation of a GenBank genome assembly.
AUGGGUGAGUCCUCUGAGACAAGCAGUUCAUGGGAUGUUGCAAUAGAUUCUUCAAACAUAGGGUUUAAGCUUCUAAAGAAGCAAGGAUGGAAGGAAGGGACUGGUCUUGGAAUCGCUCAACAGGGUAUAUUGGUGCCUCUACACACUGACCCCAAAAAUAACAAACGAGGACUCGGAGCUGAAAAUACUACUAAGAGAAAAGUAGCAAAGCAUCACACUGCUAGAGAUUCUGAAAAAGUUCCUAAUAAAACCAAGAAACUAUCUAAGAAAAUGCGGAAGAUGAUGGAGCAUGAGAAACACUUGCAGGAAAAGGAAUUUGAACGAGCCUUCUUCAGGGAGUUCUGGCCUGAUAAUGUUUAA